This is a messenger RNA of Lathyrus oleraceus (garden pea), 627 nucleotides long. Its product is annotated as protein MAIN-LIKE 1. Lineage: Eukaryota; Viridiplantae; Streptophyta; Magnoliopsida; Fabales; Fabaceae. The record is from RefSeq and is a predicted model, not a curated record. Gene Ontology annotation, biological process: meristem maintenance; meristem development. The transcript has 2 exons. Bases 1 to 627 code for a protein of 208 amino acids.
AUGAUUGCUUCUUGGAAGCGUGAUAGAGUUGAAGUUACUGCUGCUACGACUCGAGCGAGGCAAGAUCAACCGCCACUAAAGGUGCCCACCCACAAGGGGAAGUUGAAGAAGUUCUUAGAUGUCGAGAUAUCAGAGGAUGUCAAUGUGAUUGUUGAAGAUUAUAAUCUCCUUUCACUGGUGGACUAUUCGCUGACCAUGCUCAAUGGUCAGUUAUUGAUGGCCUUUGUUGAGCGACGACAUAAGGAGACAUAUUCCUUCCAUCUUUCAUUUGGUGAGAUGAUGAUUACCUUAGAUGAUGUCUCCUAUGUGUUCCAUCUUACCCUAGCAGGUAGUUUCUUCACCGCUUCUCUCACUAGCCAGAAGGUUGCACAUAUUACUAUUGUACAGGACUUGAGGGUUACUGAGGAGCAGGUGACAAACGAGUUUAGAACUAUGAGGGGUGCCCACUUUCGUAUAUCUUGGCUCCGAGAUAGGUAUAAAGAUCUAGUGCAUCAGGGUAUGUACGAGGAAGCCACCAGUGUAUACAUGCUAAAUCUUGUAGGAUCUACUAUCUUAGCGGAUAAGUCUCAUGUACAUAUAGAUGCGGCAUGCAUAUUUUUGUUUAGUCGCCUUGAGCAUUACAACUAA